UUGAAGGCAACACGACAUUUCAUAAACUUUCAUUGGGGCUUGAGCCGUGAGGAAGGUACCAUGUCUGCACUUUGUAAAGCUAGAAAAGUUCUAGACUUGUGUCUUACUGGCUGCCGGAGUCUGUCACAGCUGGCGGAGCUGCCAGAGACCCAUCAGUUACUGAGGCAGACCUGCAGAGACUACGCAGACAGAGAACUGGCCCCCAUCGCUGCCAAACUUGAUAAAGAGCAUGUUUACCCUGCUAAACAGGUAAAGGAGUUGGGGGCGAUGGGUGUGAUGGCCAUGGAGGUCCCAGAGGAGCUUGGUGGAGCAGGGAUGGACUGCCUGGCUUACAGUCUGGCGAUGGAGGAAAUAAGCAGAGGCUGUGCUAGCACGGGCGUCGUGGUCUCUGUUAACAAUUCUCUCUACAUCGGACCAGUUCUGAAGUUUGGUACAGAAGAGCAGAAGAAGCAAUGGAUCACCCCCUUCACUACUGGAGAGAAGGUGGGCUGCUUUGCCCUCAGCGAGCCAGGUAAUGGCAGUGAUGCUGGCGCUGCCUCCACCGUGGCCUGUCAGGAGGGAGAGGAGUGGGUGCUGAACGGAACCAAAGCCUGGAUCACCAAUUGCUGGGACGCCUCCGCUACGGUCGUGUUCGCCACCACAGACAAGAAGCUCAAACACAAGGGAAUCAGCACCUUCCUGAUCCCCAUGCCACAUCCUGGACUUUCUCUGGGGAAAAAGGAGGACAAGCUGGGCAUUAGAGCCUCGUCCACUGCAAACAUCAUACUGGAGGACUGCAGAAUCCCACUAAACAACAUGUUGGGCCCACGCGGUGCUGGAUUCAAGAUUGCUAUGCAAACCCUAGACAGCGGACGGAUCGGCAUCGCAUCCCAGGCUCUCGGCAUCGCUCAGGCUUCCCUGGACUGCGCCGCCGACUACGCACACAAGCGGACUGCAUUUGGAGCGCCCAUCGGCAAGCUGCAGGCCAUACAGUUUAAACUGGCGGACAUGGCCGUGGCUAUAGAGAGUGCUCGCCUGCUCACCUGGAAAGCUUCACUGCUUCGAGAUGCAAAGAAACCCUUUACUAAGGAAGCAGCCAUGGCCAAACUGGCAGCAUCUGAGGCUGCCACUUUCUGCUCACAUCAGGCCAUUCAGAUUCUGGGCGGGAUGGGUUAUGUGACGGACAUGCCCGCCGAAAGACACUACCGCGACGCUCGCAUCACAGAGAUCUACGAGGGCACCAGUGAGAUCCAGAGGCUGGUCAUCGCUGGCCAGAUACUGAAGGAAUACCAGUCAUAGAUGUGGCUUUGCACAACACAGACCCUUAAUUCUGGAUGAAAUUCAGUUUUUAUACUUUCUUCAGUGGAACAAGGCCUUUAUGCUGAGGCUUGAAGAGAACCUUCAGGGGGUCGUAAACCAGCAAGACCUCAACAGUCUCAUGUCUGCAAGAAAUUCUGGCAUUAACUGAAACAAAUCCUCACUGCCUUCGACCUAGAGGAAAUCAGACCUCUAGGUUUUUCUGGCCAGUUCUCACACAUUUAAAAUCGGGCAUAAUUUCUCCAAGGCUGAUCUUCUUUGAGUCAAAUGUUAAAUGUAGUUGUUGAAGCUUUUAACAUAGAUGUUUCCUUCAUAUGUUGACUUUGUAAAGUUUUCUCAGAAUCCUUGCACCGUGUUGUGGGUGUGUUUUAAUCUGCUGUAACAAAUCCUUCAAAGCCCUGCUGAAACAAGAACUGCUCAUCAUGUACCAUUCAGGAGUUCAACCACCAGGGGGCUACAGAGUGCCUUCGUGCAUCUUGACCCAUUUCUGCAUUCAGGACUGAUUGUGUAAUGAGCCCACUGUGAUCACACUUGCAGAUGAUCAGAAUGUUUAGUUCUCGGGGUGGCUAACGGGUAGCUGUGUUAAAGAUGGUCUGAUUUAAACAGUUUUGGUUCAUUACAUGAAGGUGUGUGAUGAUACACCAUGUGUCUGCUUCACAGCUUUCAGCGCUCAACAUGUACAUAUUUGAUGGUAAUUUAUUGUGGUCAGAUGUUAAAAGAAAAAUAAAAAAGGAAAAAAACCUGAAA
Molecule: messenger RNA, 2043 nt
Organism: Girardinichthys multiradiatus
Lineage: Eukaryota; Metazoa; Chordata; Actinopteri; Cyprinodontiformes; Goodeidae
Gene: acads
Product: acyl-CoA dehydrogenase short chain
Exons: 10
Coding region: 61-1278 (405 amino acids)
Biological process (GO): fatty acid beta-oxidation using acyl-CoA dehydrogenase; butyrate catabolic process
Cellular component (GO): mitochondrion
Molecular function (GO): flavin adenine dinucleotide binding
Source: RefSeq, a predicted model, not a curated record